This is a messenger RNA of Scomber japonicus (chub mackerel), 1964 nucleotides long. It is a transcript of the gene tmem101, whose product is annotated as transmembrane protein 101. The transcript has 4 exons. Lineage: Eukaryota; Metazoa; Chordata; Actinopteri; Scombriformes; Scombridae. The coding region runs from base 15 to 782 and encodes 255 amino acids. The record is from RefSeq and is a predicted model, not a curated record. Gene Ontology annotation, biological process: positive regulation of canonical NF-kappaB signal transduction.
GAUGUGCAGCUAACAUGGCAGCUCCUAGCAGGAAGCAGAUGUUGAGGUUUCUUUGCCAGUUGGGAGCCUUUAUUUUGACCCGGUUCGGAUUUUGGAACUGCUUCAGCAUGUUGAUGCUGUUUGCUGAGCGGGCUGAUUCAAAAAGGAAACCAGACAUUCAUGUACCGUACCUGUAUGUGGAUAUGGGGGCUGCGGUGCUGUGUGCCAGCUUCAUGUCGUUUGGGGUGAAGAGGAGGUGGUUUGCAAUGGGCUCCGCCAUCCAGCUGGCCAUCAGCACAUAUGCGUCGUACGUUGGAGGACAGGUGCACUACGGGGACUGGCUGAAGGUACGAAUGUAUUCCAGAGCGCUGGCCAUUAUCGGAGGCUUUCUGAUUAUGGCCAGCGGGGCGGGGGAGGUGUACAGACAGAAACCUCGCAGCAGGUCCCUGCAGUCUACUGGACAGGUUUUCCUGGGAGUCUACCUCAUCUGCUUGGUGUACUCCCUCCAGCACAGCAAAGAGGACAGGUUGGCCUAUCUGAACCACAUCAUCGGGGGAGAGAUCACCCUGAUGCUGCUGGUGGUGCUGUUUGGGGUUCUGGCUCUCGCCUUCCUCUCUGGCUGCUACAUCCGCCUGGCUGCUCAGAUCUUGGCCACCGUCCUGCCUCUGGUGAUCCUCCUCAUCGACGGCAACCUGGGCUACUGGCACCACACUCGCAAGGUGGAGUUUUGGAACCAGAUGAAACUGAUCGGACAUAACGUCGGCAUCUUCGGCGCCGUGCUGAUCCUGGCUACCGACGGUUGAACACUGAGGCGAUUUCAGACUAUAUAUCAGACCGAGGUGUCUGCGCAGGAUGAGACUGGUGGUGGUCUUAAAUGUCACAGCCCGGCUGCGCUGAAACUGCCGUCGCUCAGUGACCUCUCAGGAUUCAAACACCUCAAUCUGAGACGGUUGGAUGUAGGCCGUGUCGAUUGUCUUUGCCGACCAGCUGUUAUCUUUGCUUUUGAGAGGGGGAAAAAAACCCCACAAGCUUCCUUUUAUUCCCACAAUUUUAAUAAUUUAUUCAGAUACAUGUUUACAUUUUGUCUGUUACGCUCUGAAAUAUGUCACUGAGUGUCGAUGCUGUAUCAUAUCUACAGGGAAAAUACCUUUUAGCUCUGAAAUUUUAAAUGAAGUCUUUAAUAGUUUGUUUUAUAGCAUAUAGUUUUAAUAAUUUACAUAUAGGCCUACAAGUAAAGGGAAAUAUAAAACUGAACUAUUCAUUUCAGUUCAGCUGAUAGAACUGAACCGGUAUUGCUUAUGAAAUGGAAGGUCUUCAGUAAAUGCCAUUUUGUAACAAACACUGUUUAGUUGCUUUUAACUUUUCAUUAAAUUUGAUAAGAACUGCUUUUAUAUUGAAAUAUUGUUCACAUUUUUUUAUUAAAUAUAUCGAUUUAGCUAUAUAAUGCUGCACACAACGCUAAAAUUGUCAUCAGUACAAUUGAGUUAUAUUAUUUCACUCGUGUACAAACUGUUAUACUACAGUAGCAUUAAGUUUGAUAAUCACCACUUCACCUUCCCACAAAGCUGACAGUGUUGUACAGAAUGAAAGAAUGAAUGUUACUGAUGCUUCAUGGACAGUGAGUCUGUUAGUGUCCUUCACCUCGCAGUGUUGGGAAGCAUGAUAAGCAGGAGUAAUGAUUGCAUAUGUAACAUUUCUAAAUGUCAAAUUUUUACUGUUUAAUUUGCCUCCACAAACUUUUCAUGUUACUCAGCGCAAAGAAAGAAAAUAGUUAGAAAUAUAAUCAGACCAGCUAUGAUUAUAGGUUUGCAAGUAAAGGAGUCACUUCACCUUUGAGCGUCAUUUUUUUCUGUUCAAUCCAGAUAAUUAUUGGCUGUCGGUUCUUAGGUACAUUUGAAAAUCUGUCAUUGCAUGAGUGUUGGAUUGAAUCAAAUUAAACACUUUUGUUAUCCUGUUCAAGCGUAGGAGUUACAUCAAAGUGUUAA